This is a messenger RNA of Capsicum annuum, 2426 nucleotides long. RefSeq names its product dolichyl-diphosphooligosaccharide--protein glycosyltransferase subunit 1A. Gene Ontology annotation, cellular component: oligosaccharyltransferase complex; membrane. NCBI's taxonomy places the organism in Eukaryota, Viridiplantae, Streptophyta, Magnoliopsida, Solanales, Solanaceae. The transcript has 10 exons. The record is from RefSeq and is a predicted model, not a curated record. The coding region runs from base 214 to 2061 and encodes 615 amino acids.
UUUUUAAAAAGAGAGAAAUUUACGGCUCGUUUUUAAUAAAAAAGUUAGCAGGAGGAAAAAUAUGACAUAAAUGGAAGUAUAGGGUAAAAAGAGGAUGCUAAGUAUUAAGAGGAGGGGUUUAUAUUUAACGCAGAUCGGUCUCACUUCAGUAAGCAGUAGAGCUCAACGCCGGCGAUUGAUCGCCGAUCAGUAGCAUAAACUAAAAAUCAGAAAAUGGCGACGACGACGAUUCGUGUGAAUUUAUUGUUUUCGUUUUUCAUUUUAUUAGCGCAAUGGUCACCUGCACUUUCCGAUCUAGUUAUCACCAAGGCUGAUCGAAAGAUUGACCUAACCUCUCAAGUAAUGCGUGUGACUACGACUUUGAAGAUAGAGAAUCCUGAUAAUGAUCCAAUUUCGGAGGUUUUGUUACCAUUUGGAGAUGACCAUGCAAAAGAUUUAGCAUUUUUAGUGGCAACAACCAGUGAAGGGAAAGGGAAAACUAAAACUUCUUCCAGUAGCCUACCGAUUAAAGUUGUUAAACCUGAAGACAUGCCACCAUCAUUGACUUGGUACUCUGUCUCCUUACCGAAGAAGCUGGCAAAGGGACAGAGCCUGAAUUUGGAAGUCAGGACUGCAUUUACUCAUGCACUACAGCCAUUUCCUGAGAAAAUUACUCAAGCUGACAUCCAGCUUCUUGUGUUCCAGGAGAGUGCCUACUAUCUUUCUCCUUAUGCGGUUAAUGUCCAAACACUCGGUGUAAAAUUACCCGAACCAAAAGUCGAAUCAUAUACUAAGUUAGAGAACACCAAAUAUUCUGGUUCAGAAAUUAAAUAUGGACCUUAUGAGAACCGUCCUCCUUUCUCAUUCGCUCAGAUAGCCGUACACUUUGUGAGCAAUAAGCCAUUCGCAGUUGCCCAGGAGUUGGUGCGAGAGAUAGAAAUUUCUCAUUGGGGAAAUGUUCAGAUCACAGAGCAUUACAACCUUGUCAAUGCUGGUGCCAGAAGCAUUGGGGAGUUUUCAAGGCUAGAGUACCAGGCCCGGCCACAUCUUCGAGGUGCAUCGUCAUUUAGACAUCUUGUUGCCAAAUUGCCUCCAAGAGCCCAUUCCAUUUAUUACAGAGAUGAAAUUGGCAAUAUAUCGACAUCCAAUAUAUGGGGUGACUCGUCAAAGACAUUGCUAGAAAUUGAACCUAGGUAUCCGAUGUUUGGUGGCUGGAAAACUACUUUUACCAUCGGCUAUGGGCUGCCCCUCAAGGACUAUUUGUUCCAUGCAGAGGGAAAACGUUUCUUAAAUAUAUCUUUUGGUUGCCCAAUGGAUGAGGUGGUAGUUGAAAACCUUGUUGUGAAGGUUAUUCUUCCAGAAGGUUCAAAAGAUAUUUCUGUCUCGGUCCCUUUUCCUGUCAAAGAGUCGAGAGAGACGAAAUUUUCCCAUUUGGACAUGAUUGGCAGACCAGUUGUUGUUCUAGAAAAGACCAAUGCUGUGCCUGAGCAUAAUCAAUAUUUUCAGGUCUAUUACAGGUUCAGCAACCUUUCACUGCUUAGGGAACCAAUGAUGUUAAUUUCUGGAUUUUUCUUCUUAUUCGUUGCGUGUAUCAUAUAUAUGCAUGCGGACUUGACAAUUUCGAAGUCCUCUCCUUCUUAUCUCGCAAAACUGCAGUGGGAUGAGGUGCAGACUGCUCUUCAGCAGAUCCAGAGCAUAAUAAACCGUUGUUUGAGUAUUCACGAUAAACUUGAAGCUUCAUUACGAGAUCUAUCAAGGACUGGUGAUGUGCAAGCAUGCAAAGCUGCUCGUAAAUCAGCUGAUAAUAUGUUGAAGGAGCUUUCAAAGGAUUUGAAGCCUUUACUGUCAUUUUUGCAGUCUUCUACACUGUCUGCUUCAUCAUAUUCCAAGGUUGAAGAGCUGGUUGCAAAGGAGAAGGAGCUGCAAGAGAAGCUGAUGGUGAAACACACCACAGUUGCAGAUAGUUAUGAAAAGAAGUCUGGUGGUCGGGAUAUUGAGAACCGUAUUGCACCAAUCCAGCAAAGAAUUACAGCCUUGAGACAGGAAGUUGAUGAUCUUCUGGAAACAAUUGAUGAGAUAUAAUUUCAGUGCAGGCAACUUUGAUCCAUCAAACCAACAUAAUGGUUCUUGUAGUCAAUGUAGGGUCAAAUUUUUGUUGUGAGGUGAACAACAAGACUUAGGGUUCAAUUUGAGAUUUGAGUCGAUGCAGCUACAUGUUGAGAACCUGAAUUACUUUGUAGUUGUAGCAUUUUGGCCUUGUCCCGCUGCCGAAGCUUCUUGUUUGACUAUCAAAUGAGUGCUGUAGACAACUGUUUUUCAUAUUUACGUUGAGUAGUUAACCCAAAGGUUGCCAAAUUUCUAGAUCUUUUGGUAGAAUUUUAGUAGUAGUAAGCUGAAUGAAUGUUAUAAUAUCAAACUUCUGGUAAUGAUAGUAGUUUUACUUUAAA